AUGGGAAAGAAGCAAACAAGAAAGACUAACAACAACAAAAGAAUUGAUGAUGCCAAGAAGCCCUCCUCAAAAAACCCAAAUCGUUCUAUAACACGACGAGCAAAAAGCAAGGCUAUUCCUCCACUUCCAGAAGAUUUGAUCUUAGAGAUACUUUCAAGACUCCCCGUGAAGUCCCUUUUCAGAUUCCGAUCCGCCUGCAAAAGAUGCCUCACCAUCAUCGACAGCCCUUCCUUGGUGGACCUGCAAUUGAACCAAUCUCAAACUCGGCCCUGUGGUCCCCAAAUCCUUGUGUCUUUCUCGGGUCCUGACUCGAAGCAUUACUUCUAUUCUGCAAGUCUUGAAGGAGGGCCAGCGGUCCGCCUUCUGUCGCUGCCCGGCGGCUGGGAGAGAUAUGUUUCAGAAUCCCUUAACGGAUUAGUAUGUUUCUACAAUGGCAGCGAUGUCUAUGUCAUUAACCCUAGCACUCGGAAAUUCAAACGCCUACCGGCAAGUCAUUCUAAUUUAUGCUCUAGUUAUUCUUUUGGAUUUGAUCCUUCAAACAAUGAGUACAAAGUGUUACACAUAACCUUUACGAGCACCAAGAGGUUAUCUGACAUGCAAUUUGAAGUGUUCACAAUAAAGGUCGGUUCAAAGAAACAUAAAAAAGUGUUCACCUCUCAUGCUAAUAAUAAGUCAUGGAGAAAAAUCACCCACGUCCCACCAUGCCCUUAUAUUUUCAAAGGACAAGGUGUUUGUGUUGAUGGCGCGUUAUAUUGGAUUUGCGUGAAGGCUCAAGUUCUGGUGGUUUUCGAUGUCGGUAGUGAAAAGUUCCGAUCGUUGCGACUUCCUGAUGGUAUCAAUAGGAGGUAUAAUUUGAAUAAAAUUGGAGGGCGUUUGGCUUUAUUGAAAGAUAGAGAUUGUGAUUGCAUUGCCAUAGAAAGAUGGGUAUUAGAGGAUUGUGAUAAGUGGGUUCGAUUGUUGUGGCUCCAAAAAAGUAUGAAAUAUUUUUCACCUUCGUGUCAAAUUCUAGUCCUGUGA
This is a messenger RNA of Cornus florida, 1017 nucleotides long. Its product is annotated as F-box protein At4g19940-like. The transcript has a single exon. Gene Ontology annotation, molecular function: protein binding. Lineage: Eukaryota; Viridiplantae; Streptophyta; Magnoliopsida; Cornales; Cornaceae. The record is from RefSeq and is a predicted model, not a curated record. Bases 1 to 1017 code for a protein of 338 amino acids.